Messenger RNA from Scomber japonicus (chub mackerel), 2323 nucleotides. It is a transcript of the gene acat2, whose product is annotated as acetyl-CoA acetyltransferase 2. The coding region runs from base 93 to 1280 and encodes 395 amino acids. Gene Ontology annotation, biological process: fatty acid beta-oxidation. Gene Ontology annotation, molecular function: acetyl-CoA C-acetyltransferase activity. The record is from RefSeq and is a predicted model, not a curated record. The transcript has 9 exons. Lineage: Eukaryota; Metazoa; Chordata; Actinopteri; Scombriformes; Scombridae.
UCCAGUUGAGGCAGUGUCAACAGAGCAGUGUGUAGGUUGGACAUACAGGAACACUUCCCUGAAGAAAGGACUCCAACCAGCCGACUACAAACAUGAACACCGAUCCUGUUGUCAUCGUCUCUGCUGCACGGACACCAAUUGGGUCCUUGAACGGUGCUCUGUCCACGGUGCCUCUGCAUGACCUGUGCUCCGUGGUGAUUAAGGACGUUUUGAAGAGAGCGGGGGUCAAGCCAGAUGAAGUCUCUGAGGUUAUCAUGGGACACGUCCUAACUGCAGGUCACGGACAGAACCCGGCACGUCAGGCCAGUGUUGGGGCAGGUAUCCCCUACCCUGUCCCGGCCUGGAGCUGCCAGAUGGUGUGUGGCUCUGGGCUGAAGGCUGUAUGUCUGGCAGCUCAGUCCAUCCAGGCUGGAGAGUCUACUGUGGUGGUGGCAGGGGGCAUGGAGAGUAUGAGCAGGGCUCCUCACACACUGCAAAUGAGAGCAGGGGUGAAGAUGGGUGACGCCUCCCUGCAGGAUUCCAUGGUGGCCGACGGUCUGACGGAUGCCUUUCAUGGCUACCACAUGGGCAUCACAGCUGAGAAUGUGGCAAAGCAGUGGAGCGUCAGUCGAGAGGAGCAGGACCUGUUCGCUGUCCAGUCCCAGAACAAAGUAGAGGCUGCGCAGAAAGCCGGACAUUUUGAUCAGGAGAUUGUUCCGGUCAUGGUGCCGUCCAGAAAAGGUCCAGUGGAGGUGAAGGUUGAUGAGUUUCCUCGUCAUGGCAGCAGCAUGGACAGCAUGUCUAAACUCAGAUCUUGCUUCAUAAAGGACAGCAGUGGCACCGUCACCCCUGGCAACUCAUCAGGUAUAAAUGAUGGAGCAGCAGCAACUAUCUUAAUGAGCCAAUCAGAGGCUGCUAAACGUGGGAUAAAACCCAUGGCCAGAAUUGUCUCAUGGGCUCAAGCUGGACUUGACCCGUCUAUCAUGGGAACUGGGCCAAUACCAGCCAUCAGGAAAGCGGUUGAGAAAGCCGGCUGGCAGCUGGACCAGGUUGACUUAUUUGAGAUCAAUGAAGCGUUUGCUGCCCAGUCUCUUGCUGUGGUCAAAGAGCUGGGUCUGAAAGUAGAAAAGGUGAACGUGAGUGGUGGCGCCAUUUCUCUGGGCCAUCCUAUUGGUAUGUCUGGCUGCAGAGUGCUGGUGACCCUGUUGCACGCACUACAGAGGACCGGCGGCCAUAAAGGCGUGGCAUCCCUCUGCAUUGGAGGAGGAAUGGGCAUCGCCAUGUGUGUGGAGACAGUUUGAGAUGAUAACAUGAUGCUGCUAUACAAAAUGCACUUACAUCUCAUGUUUUUAAAUGGAGAAGGAAUAUUGAAACUGUUUACACUACAGGUACGACAUAUAUAUAUAUAUAUUUGAGGUUUACCUGGGUUCUUCCUGUCACUGUACUUAACGCAAGAGUGAUAGUAUGUAUUGUGAUUGUUGGAUCUUGUCCAACCAUAGUUUGCAAUUCUCACUGUGAAAAACGUCAGCCUUCCUCAGGUUAGCUGUGUAGAAUGUGACUUAAUACAGUGGUUCUCAAAGGGAGGUCUAAGACCCCUGGGGUUCCUCAGCAAAACGGGGACUAACUUCACUAUAAUUCCAUCCAUAAGUAACACAAUUGCAGAAUGUAUGACCAUUUCUUUCAUUGUUUUCAUGCACUUUCUGUAAUAAAACAUUUAAAAUUAAAUGUGAUCAGAUGGAAGACCCUAGGAUAAAAUCUUGUCAAAUGGGGUCCAUGGUCUUAUAUUUUAGUUUAGGGGUCCUUGACAUGAAAACCACUGACUUUAAUAUUAAAAGGAAUUUAGGUCUUAUCACCACAGAAAUGUGAGUCUAGUAUACACUAACAGCUUUCACAUUAAGCCACAGUAACAUGAUAUUAGGUGUGCUAAAUUAGUGACAUAAGGCAAAGAGUUGACACUCUCUAGUUAAAACCAGCUGCAUUCAGUUACCAGUACAACUAAUGUAAAUGACACUAAAUGUAGGAUAAGUUCACAGUAUGGGCAGACUUCGGAAGGCAAGCUAGUUUCUCUGUAUAGUUUUGUAACUACUGGUGUAAUUUAUUUGAAAGUAUACAAUAGAUCUAGCUUGCUCUCAAGACAAAUCUGAUACCUUUAACAUUCCACUUAAUUGACGGACCUUGUUUCUCUGAUCAAUUGUGCAGACAGCAGCCUUCGAAUACAGUGCCAUGACAUUAAGUAUGCUAGCCUUCUUUACCAGAGUGCUUCCUGUACAUAGCCAGAUGUUAUGAAAAUGUUUUCCCUCUACUGUAGCUGCUGAAUAUAUCAAUAAAAGAACUGUAAGCCAUA